Molecule: messenger RNA, 1749 nt
Organism: Pelodiscus sinensis (Chinese soft-shelled turtle)
Lineage: Eukaryota; Metazoa; Chordata; Testudines; Trionychidae
Source: RefSeq, a predicted model, not a curated record
CAAUGUCUUGUCCGUGGGCUCUGCCGCUGGAGGUGGCCUGCCUGCGGUCGGAGGGAGGGAGGCCGUCUCAGAGAAGGCGUGCCCGCCACAGGCACGCCGUCCCGCGGUAGGGGUACCUCCGUCUUCACCAGAGCUUUGGCUUUUGGGGAUAAAAUCGCCAUCGUGGAUCGGAAUGGGGCGCACACCUACAGGGACCUCUACGCUCAAAGCGCCCGUGUGUCGCGGCAGGUCUGUGAGGUGCUCGGGUGCGCCAGUGGAGACCUACAGGAGGCACGGAUCUCAUUUUUGUGCCCCAAUGAUGCCUCCUAUGUGAUUGCCCAGUGGGCUUCCUGGAUGAGCGGCGGCAUAGCUGUUCCACUGUACAGAAAGCACCCUGUGCAGGAACUGGACUAUUUCAUCCAAGACUCCCAGAGUAGCCUGGUCAUUGCAGCGGAAGAGUAUGUGAGGUGCAUAACCCCGAGUGCGGAGAAACUGGGGAUCCCCGUUCUGCCACUUAACGCUGCGGGUGCUCAUGACCAGAGCGAAGAAGAGCUCCCCUCUGCUACAGACUGUCCAGAGUGGAAAGACAGAGGCGCCAUGAUCAUCUACACCAGUGGGACUACAGGGAGACCCAAGGGCGUCCUUAGUACCCAUCGGAACGUGCAGGCUGUGGUAACGGGGCUGGUUGAGAGAUGGGAGUGGACGAAGGAAGACGUUAUUUUCCAUGUGUUGCCUUUACACCAUCUCCACGGAGUGAUCAACAAGCUGCUGUGCCCGCUCUGGGUGGGAGCCACAUGCGUCAUGCUACCUGAAUUCAACGCACAGACGGUUUGGGAGAUGUUCCUCAGCCCCAGAGUUCCCCGGAUCAGCGUCUUCAUGGCAGUCCCCACUAUUUACAGCAAGCUGAUGGAGCAUUACGACAGGCAUUUCUCUCAGCCUCACGUGCAGGAUUUCGUACGUGCCGUGUGCCAGGACAACAUCAGGCUAAUGGUGUCGGGAUCUGCAGCCCUUCCCGUGCCAGUGCUGGAGAGGUGGAAGCACAUCACCGGGCAUACGCUGCUGGAGAGGUACGGGAUGACUGAGGUCGGAAUGGCGCUCUCGAACCCCCUGCACGGCGUUCGUGUCCCAGGGUCUGUGGGGACCCCGCUGCCGGGGGUGGAAGUGCGCAUUGCCACGGAGAGCUCGCGGAGGGACGGGCCUUCCUACACCAUCCACGCUCAAGGCGAUGAACGGGACACCAAGGUGACCCCCGGCUUAGACGGCAAAGAAGGGGAGCUUUUCGUUAAGGGGCCCACGGUAUUUCGCGAAUACUGGAAUAGACCCGAAGAAACAAAAGCUGCUUUCACACCCGACGGCUGGUUCAAAACAGGAGACACGGCCGUAUAUAAAGGGGGCACGUACUGGAUCAAGGGCCGCACCUCUGUGGACAUCAUCAAGAGCGGAGGCUAUAAAAUUAGCGCCCUCGAAGUGGAGCGCCAUCUGCUGGCUCACCCCAGUAUUGCAGAUGUGGCCGUGAUAGGGCCCCCAGAUGUGGUGUGGGGCCAGCGGGUCAGCGCGGUGGUGCAGCUGAAGGAGGGCGAGCUGCUGUCUCUCGAGGAGCUGAGGAGCUGGGCCCGGGACUCCAUGGCGCUCUACACCGUCCCUGCGGAGCUGCUGCUGGUGCAGGAGAUCCCCCGCAAUCAGAUGGGCAAAGUCAACAAGAAGCAGCUGGUGGAGCACUUCUACCCAGCCAGCCCGGGCUGAGCGCAGGAGCCCGCCGAGGUGCCGGCA